This is a messenger RNA of Durio zibethinus, 456 nucleotides long. Lineage: Eukaryota; Viridiplantae; Streptophyta; Magnoliopsida; Malvales; Malvaceae. The record is from RefSeq and is a predicted model, not a curated record.
ACAUAUUGGUUGGUGGUGUGAACAAGCUUCUCACUUUCCUAUUCUUGCGAGGAUGGUUCGUGAUAUCUUAGCAAUACCUGUGUCAUCUAUUAUAUCAGGUUCCACUUUCAAUGAAAAAGUUUUGAUGGACAAUCCAAUAUUCAGUGGAUUAGAUCCUCAGAUCAUAGAGGCGAUGAUAUGUGGCAGGGAGUGGUUAGAAUCUCCUAAAGAAGAUGACAGAGUAAAUCUUGCACCAAUGCAGAACAGGGCUAAAAGGAAGACGGUGGUGAAAGAGACUUAUGCGGUGAAAAGUUGCAAGAAGGGGACAACAACAUGGACAGAAAAGGUUACACUCAAUAAUUACCUUCAUAUUUUGUAAACCUAUAUGACGAAUACUCAACCUAAAAUCUUGGGCUAGUACUAUAUUUCUAACAUCUCAUAAAUAUGCCUAAAAAGAUUACAUAUUUUCAGAAUUGA